CGAGUCCUUCGGCCUGAGUCGCGCGCCGGAGUCGUCGCGCCUCCAAACGCCGCGAAAACGAUGCCGAAGGCGCGCGCGAAGCUCGAGAAGAAGCUGGGCCGCGAGCCGACGAAAGAAGAGGUCGCGACCUACAAGGCCAAGAAAAAGGCGAAGAAGGCCGCCAAGGCGGAGCAGCGCGCCGCCGCCGCCGCCUCGCCGAACAAGGAGAAGAAGCGCAGCGCCGAGACCGAGGCCGCCGCGCCGGCGGCGAAGAAGGCGAAGGCGGCGCCCGGCGACCCGGCCGCGGCCGCGCCGCCGGCCGCCGCGCGGUCGUCGUCGUCGUCGUCCGCGGCGCCGGAGGAGCCCGGCCCCGUGACGAUCGUGCUCUUCUACGCGUACUGCGAGGGCCUCAUGAGCAAGCAGCGGCAGACGGCGGCCAUCAAGUUCUGCGUCGAGUCGCUGAAGACGCACGGCGUCACGGGCCGCCUGCGCGUCGCGCGCGAGGGCUACAACGGCACGUUGACGGGCCCGACGGCGGGCGUGCGCGCCUUCACCGCGUCGCUGGAGACCUUCGACGCCGCGACCUUCGGGAACGGCCGCGUCGACUUCAAGUACGUCGACGGCCUGCCGCGGAACCAGAUGCUCAAGGGCGUCAAGUGCUGGCCCGUGGCCGAGAUCGUCACCUACGGCUUCGACGCGCGGGACGCGCCCCUCGACAAGGGCGGCACGCACCUCGCGCCCGCGGACUUCCACAGGGCGCUCGAGGACCCGGACGCGGUCGUCGUCGACGUCCGCAACUACAACGAGAGCCUCAUCGGCAAGUUCGCGCCGCCGGGCGACAAGGUGCUGGACCCCAUGAUGCGCCGGUCCACGGAGUUCCCGAAGUGGGUCGCGGACAACCGCCACAAGCUCGAGGACAAGAAGGUGCUCAUGUACUGCACGGGCGGCGUCCGCUGCGAGCGCGCGAGCGCCUACAUGGGCAGCCAGGGCAUCAAGAACGUCUUCCAGCUCGAGGGCGGCAUCCACCGCUACCUCGAGGAGUUCCAGAGCGACGGCGGCCACUGGGUGGGCAAGAACUACACCUUCGACAAGCGCUUCAGCCACGGCGCGGACAACGCGCGCGUCAUCUCCGCGUGCGUCCACUGCGGCGACCCCUGGGACCGGUACCAGGCCCAGGCCAAGUGCGCGAACCGGAGCUGCGCCAUCGAGGUGCUCCUCUGCCGCCCCUGCCAGCGCCAGGCGGGCGGGCCGCCGCCGAAGGCGUCGCUCUUCUGCGACCUCUGCAAGCCGGGCGGGAACAAGUGCGCGCGCGCCGCGUAAAUUUUUCCAUGCC
Aureococcus anophagefferens is the source of this 1312-nucleotide messenger RNA. RefSeq lists its product as hypothetical. Lineage: Eukaryota; Pelagophyceae; Pelagomonadales; Pelagomonadaceae. The transcript has a single exon. The record is from RefSeq and is a predicted model, not a curated record. Bases 61 to 1299 code for a protein of 412 amino acids.